Chroicocephalus ridibundus (black-headed gull) is the source of this 1088-nucleotide messenger RNA. Its product is annotated as olfactory receptor 10A7-like. The transcript has 2 exons. The record is from RefSeq and is a predicted model, not a curated record. Gene Ontology annotation, molecular function: olfactory receptor activity; G protein-coupled receptor activity. Gene Ontology annotation, biological process: G protein-coupled receptor signaling pathway. NCBI's taxonomy places the organism in Eukaryota, Metazoa, Chordata, Aves, Charadriiformes, Laridae. Gene Ontology annotation, cellular component: membrane. The coding region runs from base 81 to 1088 and encodes 335 amino acids.
CUGUUUUUUCUUCAUCCCCGUGAAGACUUUUCCCACGUCUUCGCUGUUGGCUUCCGCAGACCGUGCUGUUUCUCUUUCGCAUGGACGCUGCUGGAGCAGCGGGGCUCAGAAACCAGACUUACUUCACCUUGCAGGGGUUCUCCCACCUCGCCGCUCUCCAGGUCUUCCUCUUUCAGGGAAUUCUCCUGAUGUUCCUGGUCACGAUGGCGGGGAACUCCCUCAUCAUCAUAGUUGCAACCACUGACCCUGCCUUGCACACCCCCAUGUACUAUUUUCUCAAAAACCUGGCUUUCAUUGAAAUUUGCUUUACGCUAAACAUCGUCCCCAAGAUGCUUGUGGAUUUGUUGUUGGAGAGAAAGGUCAUCUCCUCGUCUGCCUGUGCCCUGCAACUUUAUUUUGUCAUAUUCUUCAUCACUUCCGAGUGUUUCCUUUUGGGCGCCAUGGCAUACGACCGAUACGUGGCUGUAUGCCAUCCCUUGCACUACGCCAUAAUGAUGAACAGGAGAGUCUGUCUCCAUAUGGCGAUAGCAUGCUGGAUGGCCGGCAUUCCGCUCUCCGUGGGACUCACCGCUUGGCUCUUUAGCUACCCCUUUUGCGGCUCAAAGGAGAUUGAACAUUUCUUCUGCGACAUCACUCCUGUUCUGGACCUGGUCUGUUCAGACACAUACUUAUUCGAGCUUCUUCUGUUCAUUGCUACUGUUAUAAUCAUUUUGAUCCCAUUUAUCUUGACAGCAGCUUCUUACAUCCAGAUAAUCCGCACCGUCCUCCAAAUGCCAUCUGCCGAAGGAAGACGCAAAGCUUUUUUCACCUGCGUUGCUCACCUGGUGGUGGUGACACUUUUCUACUGCACAACUGGCGUGGUGCAUUUAAAGCCAAAGUCCAGCCUCUUGGCAAACAGCAGGAAACUGGUGGCUCUUUCUUACACAGUAGUGACUCCUAUGCUGAACCCCAUCAUCUACAGCUUACGGAACAAAGAAGUAAAGCAUGCCCUGAGGAGGACGUUUGGGAGGAGACAAUUCUUCAGCCAGGUUGUCAUUCGUAUUGGAAGACAAAUGCCUCUGCACGCUACAGCCAACGGUGCCAACUGA